AUGAGGGAGAGAGAACGUGAGAGUCGGUUGGAACAAGCAAUGGUGGUUGACCAGGGUGCGCGCCACGCACGCUUGCACAAGAUGCAGAAAAGAGCCAUCUUCUCGGAGAAUCCUUUUCUCGAAUCGACCAGGAACUCAACAGAAUACUCUUGGAACACACGAGCCAACCUUCUUUAUGUCGACCAACCUGCAGGAACAGGAUUCUCGGUCGGGCCGUUCGUAAACAACGGCUCAUUUGAGGCUGCCGACGACUUGUACAUGGCCCUACAGGAAUUCUUCGCUGAAUAUACCCAGUAUGGAGGCAAAGAUUUCUACAUCACCGGGGAGUCAUAUGCUGGUCACUACAUACCUGCCAUAGCUCAUAAAAUAUGGCGUGAGAACACUAAAGGGAUCGAGCCUCAUAUCAACCUUCGUGGACUGGCAAUCGGGAAUGGAUGGAUGAAUGCCGCAAUCCAGAAAGACAUACAAAAGAAACUCGGAGUCGACAAGAAAUUCAAAGAUUGCUCGUUAUACGUUGGGAAGUUCUCAAUGGACCGCCUAGCACCCUUUGACACACUUCUGCCCGACUUGUUAGACGCUGAGAUCAAGGUUCUUUUGUAUGCCGGAGAUCAAGAUUACAUAUGUAACUGGAUUGGUUAUGAGCAUGUGGCGGAUGCGAUGGAUUGGCCAGGGCGUGAUGCAUUUCUCGAAGCUCCCCGUUAUGAAUAUGAGAUAUACCGAGCUGGACAUUUCGUACCCAUCGAUCAACCAGAAGCAGCUCAUCUCAUGAUCAGCGACUUUCUCGAUGGUACUCUCGGACGAUCUUCUAGUAGAGCCGUGAUGAGCGAAGGCAGCCCUGAGCUGUAG
Perkinsus marinus ATCC 50983 is the source of this 846-nucleotide messenger RNA. RefSeq lists its product as hypothetical. Bases 1 to 846 code for a protein of 281 amino acids. The transcript has 9 exons. Lineage: Eukaryota; Perkinsozoa; Perkinsida; Perkinsidae. Gene Ontology annotation, molecular function: serine-type carboxypeptidase activity. Gene Ontology annotation, biological process: proteolysis. The record is from RefSeq and is a predicted model, not a curated record.